UAACAUCUUAGUUUUUUACCGAAACUUGAAGUUAAUAAUAGGCUUUCGAGUUGAUACUUGAAGUCAAUAGGCUUUCAAGUUGAUAACAAUAGGCUGCUCCUAAAUGUUGGAGCUUAACUUUUUCCUCCGUUUGGAUUAUCCCAGUAUCAGCUGUUUCCGCAUUCCCUGUGUUCACACAACUGGUUUCACCUGAUCGGCGACACACACACAACCUGAAAGGAUUGAAUCCUAAACUUAGAAAGGGUUGGUUGAUUCAAAGUGAUUCGUUUUGUGUUUGUAAUCUCCUUAACUCGUUUCCUCCCAUGUGGUGCAGCAUGCAUUAGGAUGGAAGCGUUCUUUCGAAGGUACCUGCCUUGCCUAGUCAAACUGUGGGACUGGCUCUGGCCCGGCGGCCAAGAGGAUCCCGUCAGCCGUCCCGCUGAGAUCCGCACUGUAGCAGGUGACAUUAAGAUCCCAGCACCUGCAAGAAAGACGUCAGCGCCGCUCUACGCGGCACUGUAUGAUUUCACAGCCAGGAGCGAAGAGGAAUUGACUAUUAAAGAAGGUGAUAAACUCUCGGUGAUAGAAAAACAAGGGGACUUCGUGUUAGCCCAAAAACUUUCAGGCUCUUUGGAGUCGGGAUUAGUGCCUGCCACCUACGUGACGCUCAUUCGGGACGAAUUUGCUAAUAACCCUUGGUAUUUUGGAAAUGUGAGCAGAAAAGAUGCAGAAAAACUGCUAAUGUCCCCUCUGAAUAAACCAGGCUCAUACCUGGUGCGCAUUAGUGAAAGUAACAGUGAUGAAUAUUCUCUAUCAGUUCGGAAUGAGACCCAACCCAAUCAUUUUCGAAUCUACAGAACGCACGCAGGCGAUUACUAUAUUACAGAGAACAAACAUUUCCCCUCCCUUGAUGAGCUGAUAGAUUACUACCAGAGCCACUGGAAGAGUCUAGGGGUGCUAUUAGCUCAGCCUUGUACACAACAGAAGGAGCAGUUUGAUGGAGAUUCCUGGGAGAGGCCCCGGGAAGAGUUUGUUCUCCAGGAGAAACUCGGGGAGGGCCACUAUGGAGAAGUCUGGUCGGGAGUUUGGAAAAUGACAAAGAAGAUGGUGGCCAUUAAAAUGCUGAAACAAGAGGACAUGAAGCAGGAUGAGUUUGUCAAAGAGGUCCAAGCCCUGAAGAGCCUCCAUCACCCCAAACUGAUUGAGCUCUAUGCCAUCUGUACCCGCGGAGAACCCGUCUACAUCGUCACUGAGCUCAUGUCAAAGGGCAACCUUCAGGUCUACCUCAAUUCUGCUGAGGGCAGGCAGUUAAUCCUGGCCCACCUGGUUUACAUGGCCAGUCAGGUGGCUGAGGGGAUGGCCUAUCUGGAGGAUCGGAAAAUCGUUCACAGAGACCUGGCUGCUCGCAACAUUCUUGUAGGGGACAAUCUUGUCUGCAAAGUUGCCGAUUUUGGACUUGCACGCAUCAUUAAGGACGAUGUGUACUCAGUCAGUGCAGCAACUAAAAUCCCUGUGAAGUGGACAGCUCCGGAGGCUACCUCUUUUCACAAGUUUUCUGUGAAAUCAGACGUCUGGUCCUUCGGAAUCCUCCUGUACGAGAUUGUAACCUACGGCAAGAUGCCCUAUGAAGGUAUGACCAACAAGGAGGUUGUAAAUAUGCUGAACAAAGGCUACAGGCUCCCCUGUCCUGAGAACUGCUCCAACACCAUUUAUAAAAUCAUGCUGGACUGUUGGAAGGACACUGGUACAGAAAGGCCAUCUUUCCACGCCCUCCGUAGCCAGCUUGAGGUCAUCUACUCAAAAUUGUACCACAACCAAUCAGAGUCAUAGCAUGCACAAAAGACCUUGAGAUAGAUAUAACUGAAGGGACCAUGCAUCUAGAAAUGCAGGCAUGUGGGAUCAUUCUGUCUUGUCACUGCAAUAUAAAACCAGUUUGUUUCCAUAUGGCCAACCAGCCACUGGAACCUGCACCUUAUACAUCGGUCUCUGCGUGACACUAAAGUGGACUAAACAUAUUCAUUGGAGGAUUUUCUCUGGAGGCUGAAGAAGGUGUCUUUUGAAAAUGUGCAAAAUUUGUUAUUGUGUAAUUUCUGUGCCAUUCGCAGAGUAGCUAAUGCAGUUAGUUGUACAAACAAUGUAUGUGGCCUAUUUUUUUACCCAUUUUGUAAGGAUUGUGUUAAUGAAAUCUGAUCAACAUAAUGCCACAGGUUCAUAUAUAAAAGAAACAAAAAAGUCUUCAAAUAUGUAUGCUGAACUAAAGAUAGCAAUACAUUGCUCUCUUAGCAUAUGCAUAUUAUUGUGAUGUAUUGGUACUACAGUAUAUACAACACUGUUGUUGCUUUUGCUGAUUCCUGUCCCUAUUAUGAAUAAAUCUCAAGGCACAUUUUGAACAUUUAAAGAAUAUAUUUAGAUUUUGUUUUCUUGUCUACCUCUGCUGCACAAUAUUUCUUUUUAGACUCAAGCUUUUGUAAGUUUUUGGUUUUUUUUAUAUAAUACAGUAUGUGAAAAUUAAAGUAAUUGUCACAAUGUUUUAUUGAAACAGAUGUGAAAAAUCUUUGUUGUAUAUACACCAUGUCAAGUUUCUUGCCACGAAAUAUUGAUAAAAUAAUGCACUAUAGUACAAA
This is a messenger RNA of Acipenser ruthenus (sterlet), 2603 nucleotides long. RefSeq names its product tyrosine-protein kinase Srms-like. The coding region runs from base 325 to 1809 and encodes 494 amino acids. The transcript is spliced from 8 exons. Gene Ontology annotation, biological process: cell surface receptor protein tyrosine kinase signaling pathway; cell differentiation; protein phosphorylation. Gene Ontology annotation, molecular function: ATP binding; non-membrane spanning protein tyrosine kinase activity; signaling receptor binding. NCBI's taxonomy places the organism in Eukaryota, Metazoa, Chordata, Actinopteri, Acipenseriformes, Acipenseridae. Gene Ontology annotation, cellular component: extrinsic component of cytoplasmic side of plasma membrane. The record is from RefSeq and is a predicted model, not a curated record.